AUGAGCGAUCACACUUUGUUUACAAAGAAUGAAGGAGGAGGAGACGUUCUUAUUGUGAAUUUGUAUGUCGAUGACCUCAUCUUUACAGGAAGUAGUGAGAAAAUAUUCAAAGAAUUCAAGAGCUCAAUGAAGAAGGAAUUUGAGAUGAUUGAUAUGGGAUGCAUGAGAUAUUUUCUCGGUGUGGAAGUUACACAAACUUCAAAUGGAAUUUUUAUAUGUCAAAGGAAGUAUGCUAAUGAAGUAUUGGAAAGGUUUGGUUUACAAAAUUGUUCAUCUGUCAGUAACCCAAUUGUUCCAGGGUGCAAACUUACAAAGGAUGUUAGAGGGCUGAAGGUUGAUGCUACCACAUAUAAGCAAAUGGUGGGAAGUCUUAUAUGCUUAACUGCCACUAGGCCAGAUCUGACGUAUGUUGUGAGUCUGGUGGCUCGUUUCAUGGAAGCUCCAAUGACUAUGCAUCAACAAGCUGUGAAAAGGGUUCUGCGCUACUUAAGAGGGACCACUGAAUUGGGGUUGUUUUACAAAAGAGAAGGAGAAGAGAAUUUGGUAGCGUUCUGUGAUAGUGACUAUGUCGGUGAUCUUGAAGACCGAAAGAGCACCUCAGGGUAUGUUUUUAAGAUGUCAAAUUGA
Molecule: messenger RNA, 627 nt
Organism: Vicia villosa (hairy vetch)
Lineage: Eukaryota; Viridiplantae; Streptophyta; Magnoliopsida; Fabales; Fabaceae
Exons: 1
Coding region: 1-627 (208 amino acids)
Source: RefSeq, a predicted model, not a curated record